This is a messenger RNA of Pestalotiopsis fici W106-1, 654 nucleotides long. RefSeq lists its product as uncharacterized. The transcript has 2 exons. NCBI's taxonomy places the organism in Eukaryota, Fungi, Ascomycota, Sordariomycetes, Amphisphaeriales, Sporocadaceae. Gene Ontology annotation, cellular component: fungal-type cell wall. Gene Ontology annotation, biological process: fungal-type cell wall organization. Gene Ontology annotation, molecular function: structural constituent of cell wall. The record is from RefSeq and is a predicted model, not a curated record. Bases 1 to 654 code for a protein of 217 amino acids.
AUGCAAUCUAGGGCUGUCCUCUUUGGCUUUGUCGCCGCCGCCUCGGCACAGACCUCUGACAACACCAGCACGGAAACGGGCUCCAUGACCGAAAUGGCCUCGACCCUCGUCACUGCCUCGCCCAUGGUCACAACCGAACCAUCUUCGACUGCUGCCGCCAUGAUGAACGGUACUAUCAUUGACGCCGGAGCGGCCGCGAGCAGCGGUAAUGCUACAUGGACCUACUUUAACACCACUGUCACGGCUACUGUGGUCGUAGCCGAGCUCACCACCUUCUGCGGUGCUGCCACCACUCUGACUUUUAACGGUGUCGAGUUCCCGGCCACCGAGGGCGAAACUAUUACCAUUACCAACUGCCCUUGCACUGUCACAACCACCACCCCAACCUUGACCUCUGAGAUCUGUCCUGGUCCCACGGGUGGCGCGGGCUCUUCUGCUGUUCCUCCCCCUCCCCCUCCUCCUCCGGCCAAUAAUGCUGCUUCCGGUGGCGGCGAGGCCGCGACAGUUCCCGGUGCCGCCUCAGCCAGCACAUAUGUGGCGCCCAGCGCGCCAACCUCGGGCGUUGUCGAGGUUUCCGCAGCGUCGUCCUUUUCGAGCAGCAUGGGACUGUUGGGCGCCGCGAUUAUUGGAUUCGCUGGGCUUAUUUCCCUAUAA